AUGCCAUUGUUGAAGACCGCCUCGGCAUCAUUUCCACCGUCUCUCGCUGGUAACAGAGAUGUAUAUACCUCACCACUCAGCAAAUUUUGCCUUGUCGUUGAAAUUGAACUGGUCAAAAUGAUCAUCGCAGCAGGCUUUGCAAAUGAUUACAAAAAGACCUCUGAGGCUUUGGCCAAUGACGAUUUCAAAUCGUUACGACUUUAUGAUGCAUUGGCUACCCCAUACUUCUUUACAGAACCGAGCGAGCGAUCGAGCGUCCAUAUCGAAAUCCUCAACCAAGAGAGAAUGCUUGAGCAGCUCUUCGAACAAAAUUUGCCCAACCCGACGAAAACGCUACAACGAGAAGUGCAGUGUCGCUGGGAACAGGAGGCUGGAGGUAACAUCGCCUCUCUCGGAAAGCCAUCGCCAACAAAACUAAGUGUUGUACCUAGCUUGCGACGACAUAUCGACUGUGAUUUGGAGGACAGCUUUGAAGAUAUCUUGCAGCAGAAGGGUGGGCGAUGGAAAUUGAGGAAAGGUGUCGUAUCCAUGUAUUGUCCAAAAGUCAGCCUGUAUGGCCAAGAAUUCAAAGAUUCCAAUGUUCGAUCCGCAUGA
This is a messenger RNA of Botrytis sinoallii, 594 nucleotides long. RefSeq lists its product as uncharacterized. NCBI's taxonomy places the organism in Eukaryota, Fungi, Ascomycota, Leotiomycetes, Helotiales, Sclerotiniaceae. The coding region runs from base 1 to 594 and encodes 197 amino acids. The record is from RefSeq and is a predicted model, not a curated record. The transcript has 5 exons.